Messenger RNA from Nylanderia fulva, 875 nucleotides. NCBI's taxonomy places the organism in Eukaryota, Metazoa, Arthropoda, Insecta, Hymenoptera, Formicidae. The record is from RefSeq and is a predicted model, not a curated record.
UCUACUGGUCUGCCAAGUUGUGUGUUUACGAUCGGGAGAUAAAUCUAUUGAUAUACAAUUCAUCGAUUUAUCACCGAUACAUUAGAAAAUCUAUCACGGAAAUAUCGCAUAGUUUUGACGAUUGAGUAAUUAAUGUCAUGUUUAUUAAAUUGAUCUCUAUAAUAGACGCGAUGAGAUUAGUCAUAUAUCUUGCAUUAUUCUGCAAUUUUUCGAAUGCAGUAGAAGACGUAAAAAAUCAGCUACAUGUAUUUGCCGAGAAAAUAUCGUGGAUCAACUGGGAGCAAUUGAGAGAUUUUAAAUUCAAUCCCGAUGACACUUUCGACACGGUAGAAAUGAUAAGAAGAGAGGGUUAUCCUGCAGAAACUCAUGUUGUAAUGACGGAGGAUGGUUAUCUCUUGGUAUUACAUCGUAUUCCAGGUAGUAAUGACUCUCCACCUGUAUUAUUGCAACACGCUGUGUUAUGCACCUCCGCCGACUGGAUCAUUCUUGGUAAAGGCAAAGCACUCGCUUAUCUAUUAGCGGAUCAGGGAUAUGAUGUUUGGUUAGGCAAUUUUCGUGGUAAUACCUAUUCAAGGGCGCAUAUUUCUCUGUCUCCGUUGGAAUUAAAAUUUUGGGAUUUUAGCUUUCACGAAAUGGGUAUCUAUGAUUUACCCGCGAUGAUUAAAUUUAUCACAAAUAUGAAAUCGCAACCAUUGCACACGUACGUUGGUCAUUCGAUGGGUACAACCAGUUUUUAUAUAAUGGCAUCGGAGCGUCCGGAAAUCGCACGAAUGGUACAAAAAAUGAUCAAUUUUGCGCCGGCAGUCUUUUUUGAUCAAGUAGAAAGUCCGAUAAAAUAUAUUUUUCCUUUCUGGAGAGAAUUGAAGGUAAAAUAA